UGUAAAUUGUCCCUUUCCACGUAUUGGAAUUUGGGAUCUUGCGCAAUUAUUUUUUCCAAUUGGUCUCCUUUUUUCCAACCUUUUCUAUCUUUAUUUAUCAUUGUUGAUUGAUUGAAUAGAUUUUGAAGUGUUUUCUGGAUGAUUAAACUGGGUUGAUUGUUGAUUGUAUAUAUUAUUGGUUGAAGCUGUGGUUCCUCAAAUGCUCGGGUUAACCAGAGCGCGAAAUCAGUCGAGAAACGGUAGAUCUUUGCCUGUUGUAGGCAUGGAUUUCGCUGAUCCAAAGCGGAAAGGUAAUGUCGUAGGUAAAAUAGUCGUAGCUGCUGGGUUAAUUGCAUUUUGCCUUAUUAUGAUCAAGCAGUUUCCAACUUUCAACAGCCCCAGCCAAUUUUCCCGCCGUGAAAUGGGUGUCACUCAUGUCCUGGUAACUGGGGGUGCUGGCUUUAUUGGAUCCCAUGCAGCACUAAGACUUCUAAAAGACUCCUAUCGUGUGACAAUUGUGGACAAUCUUUCUCGUGGGAACCUGGCUGCUGUUAAGAUUUUGCAAAAUGUUUCCAGAACCAGGAAGACUUCAGUUUGUAUAUGCUGAUCUGGGAGAUGCUAAUGUUGUAAACAAACUUUUCUCAGAAAAUGCUUUUGAUGUUGUGAUGCAUUUCGCUGCUGUUGCUUAUGUUGGAGAGAGCACUCUUGACCCUCUUAGAAAGUACGGUAUCCAGGUUAUAAUAGACCUGCACGCAGCACCCGGGUCACAAAAUGGGAAUGAACACCGUGCAACUAGAGAUGGAUCUCUUGAAUGGGCAAAAACUGAUGAAACUGUUCAACAAAGUGUUGAUGUUAUCAACUUCUUAGCUUCACGAUAUCUUGAUAACAAGAAAACUGCUGAAGAAAUGGAGCAGCAAUUCUAGAAUUCUUCAGCCAUUGAUUACAGUUUGAAAGAUGGAGGGACCCUUGUUCUUCAGUUGAAAAAAGUAAGCUCGUUAUUUGUCUGUUUCCUCACUGAUUAAAUAAAUAAUU
Molecule: messenger RNA, 1011 nt
Organism: Spinacia oleracea (spinach)
Lineage: Eukaryota; Viridiplantae; Streptophyta; Magnoliopsida; Caryophyllales; Amaranthaceae
Product: putative UDP-arabinose 4-epimerase 2
Exons: 8
Coding region: 546-902 (118 amino acids)
Biological process (GO): establishment or maintenance of cell polarity; cell migration; actin filament bundle assembly
Cellular component (GO): actin cytoskeleton; cytoplasm
Molecular function (GO): actin filament binding
Source: RefSeq, a predicted model, not a curated record